Molecule: messenger RNA, 1209 nt
Organism: Glycine soja
Lineage: Eukaryota; Viridiplantae; Streptophyta; Magnoliopsida; Fabales; Fabaceae
Product: general transcription factor IIE subunit 2-like
Exons: 5
Coding region: 94-936 (280 amino acids)
Biological process (GO): transcription initiation at RNA polymerase II promoter
Cellular component (GO): transcription factor TFIIE complex
Source: RefSeq, a predicted model, not a curated record
GGAGCACAAGACACAAUAAUAAGUGGAGACUCUAUUGUAAGUUCUAACAGCACUGAGUAACGGCAAAGUCCUUGCUGGUUGCUUCCAUUCGCGAUGGCGUUGCAGGAGAGGCUAGACAAGUUCAAGAAACAGCAAGAGAAGUGCCAAACGACACUUUCGACCAUUGCAGCUACCAAGGCCGCCGCGGCAACCCAAAAGUCCGCCACACAUGCCUCGGCAAAUGGAAGAAACGCUGCCCCUGCGGUUAAGUUUUCCAACGACACCGAGAGGCUUCAGCAUAUUAAUAGCAUUCGCAAGGCCCCUGUGGGUGCUCAGAUGAAGCGUGUUAUUGAUCUUCUUCUAGAGACACGACAAGCUUUUACACCGGAGCAGAUAAAUGAGGCAUGCUAUGUCGACAUGAAGGCUAACAAAGAUGUCUUUGAGAAUCUGAGGAAAAACCCAAAAGUGAACUAUGAUGGGCAACGAUUAUCUUACAAGUCAAAGUAUGGUAUUAAGGACAAAACAGAGCUUCUUCAACUGGUACGAAAGUAUCCCGAGGGCCUUGCUGUUAUUGAUCUCAAGGAUGCUUACCCCACUGUGAUGGAAGAUUUGCAGGCUAUGAAAGCUGCAGGGCAGAUUUGGCUUCUGUCCAACUUCGAUUCACAGGAAGACAUUGCCUACCCUAACGACCCCAAAGUACACAUUAAGGUGGAUGAUGACCUAAAACAUCUUUUCCGCAGUAUUGAAUUGCCUCGUGAUAUGAUUGAUAUAGAGAAGGAUCUUCAAAAGAAUGGAAUGAAGCCCGCUACCAACACUGCACAGAGGAGGAGUGCAGCUCAAAUUCAAGGCAUUUCUUCCAAGCCAAAGCCUAAGAAGAAGAAGAGUGAAAUCAGCAAGAGAACGAAGCUUACCAAUGCUCAUCUUCCAGAGCUCUUUCAGAAUUUAAACAGUUCCUGAUUAACUCUCAUCAAGUGGUUGUGUAGUUCAAAUAGAUACUUUAUCAGCCAGUCUAAACUAGAUUAGCAUUGUGAAAUAUUCAGGAGGUUCUUGCUGCUGUGCCCUACUUUUAUUUGUUUUUUUAUUUUAUUUUUUUUAUUUCUGUACAUCGAGGCUGCAGCUAAUGGACUAUUGUACUCGUCCUAAUUUGUGAAUCCUUGUAUAUUAUCAUCAUGUUGCAUUUAAAUUUUUAGUCUUGCAAGUUUAUACAAAUUAUUAGAUUGGAACUUGGAA